Molecule: messenger RNA, 2607 nt
Organism: Aspergillus bombycis
Lineage: Eukaryota; Fungi; Ascomycota; Eurotiomycetes; Eurotiales; Aspergillaceae
Exons: 5
Coding region: 1-2607 (868 amino acids)
Source: RefSeq, a predicted model, not a curated record
AUGGAAAUCAGUUCUAGAUCCCAGGUCGCAAAUUAUCUUCAAAGGACCUCGAAAGAACUACUACACACGUGGUUGGCGGAUGAUGGUUUCCAAUACCAUCCCUUGCCCGGCCCAUCCCACAUUCGCCUACUUAGAAUCCAAUCUGGAAGGCCGAACGAUGAGAUAUCCUGCUCGAUACGAGUCGUCAGCCUUGACGACAACCCCAAAUACACGGCUCUUUCCUACACCUGGCGAAAACAACUCUCAUACCUGCGUAUCGGCACCACCCUCGCGGUGGACAUGGUGAAAGCGGCGUAUCGAGGGAAAGAGUACGACUUGCAUUACACCAGUGCUGAAGAGCAGGUGCGCACCACCAAGACUAUCCUGUGCAAUGGCAAGAGACUGGGCGUGACGUCGAACCUCUAUGACGCUCUCCUAUCGUUUCGACAGACUCAGCCUGGAACUGGGGAAUAUUGGAUUGAUGCGAAAGAAAUGCCCAGCCCGGGGUCUUCCUGGGUUAGAGGCAUUGGCGCAGAAGCUCCAAGCGAACUACCCCCGUUUGAUCUAUUUAUUGAUGAUGAGAAAACGUCUACUGAUGCCGCAUCCGUGGGUCUCUUUAGUCGCUUUAAGGACGACUGGUCUUGCAUAUCAGCGCCAGCGAUGACUGCAUUCCAUCUAAGCAAUCGGCAAUGGUUCAAGCGCAUCUGGGUACUGCAAGAAUUCUUCUUAGCGAAAGAAGUUGUCUUUCUCUACGGCAAGCAUCAAGUUAGCCUCCAGGCCCUACUGACCGCGUUUAUAUGGACUUACCAAAACCCCGGGAAGGCAGUGAAGCCAGCAAAGGAGUACUGGGACAUUGCGAGGGCAUACAUCAUGCCGCGAUGGUUUUCCCACACUUGUGACAUCCCCAGCGUGCUGCUGGCUCGGGAAACCAUCACCCAGGGCCGUAAGCUAACCCUCCGCGAAUGGCUUCUGACCUGCAAGGGCCACAACGCUACAGAUCCAAGAGAUUUUGUAUUUGGUGGCCUGUCUCUGAUCAAUCCCGCGUCAUUGAGAAUAGAUAAGCAGGCUCUUCAGCCAGGAGAGUAUGCUGGUUCUGAUCUUCGCCCCCCUCCAUUGCCACCCCGGCCUGGCACCCGUGCUCACAAUAGCAAUCAACCCAUCGUAGAACGCCCAGCAGCCAUGGGAGGAGUCUCAUCAUCAUCAGUGCCCCUUCCCAAGGGAUUAUGGCGUACCAUCGAGGUCGAUUAUAAGGCCAGCGAAGCCGAGGUCUUGGUCAACCUCGCGGCAUGCCUGCUUUCCCAGAACGAUCCACACAGUCUCGACCUGCUCUCCAUUGCGGCCCGUCCACGGGAUCCCAAGGACCGUCUCGAUGCGCUGCUUAAGCUCAAGCCUAGUAGAACUCCUGAUCUCCCCUCUUGGUCCCAGCCUUGGGUUCUUGGACACAACCUAGCUACUGCCCCAGCGGCAGCUGGUGGUGGCGGCAGGGUCUUUGCAGCCGGCACAGUAGGACAACCACAGGGAGCGGUCCCUUCGCCUACGAUCUCUCGCGAUGGAACGACAUUAUAUCUAGAUGCGAUGCCCCUCGACCGUAUUGAGAAAAUACUGCUAGACGCGGAAUUCUCAUAUUCGGAAGAGUACAUCAGUGCCCUAAUCCCCUUUCUCGAAAUGCUGGCCGCGUUGCCCUGCACCUACCCCUCAGAUGUCGGGACGAGCUUCAACGCGGUGGCCACCGCUCUUGCUUCCUCCUCUUCCAGUGACACAGAAGUGGGCUCUAUGGCAGACAAGAACGUGAAUCGAUCCCCACCAUCACUACCACCCGAGCUGCGUGCGCGCGUCUGGCUCUGCGAGAUCAUUGAGCGGGAGGUGCGCCACUGGGUGACAUCUUUGCGAAUGGACAUCAAAGCCUUCACCCUGCAUAAGGAAAAGAGAGUCAACAAGCAGAGGCAGCUGGAAAGACUUCUAGCCGUAUACCGGCAGCUGGUUAGAAAGUUUGGCGAUCUUCCAUGGUCUGGAACAGCAGACCAGGGCAUACCGCGGCCUAACAAUAGCGAUGGUGGUGAGCAGAAGAAAGGGCGACGCGAGCAGGCUAUGGAGAGCCUUCGGAAUAAGAUCGAGGAGAGAAUACCUGGGCCGUCUGACCACAUUUUAAGGGCUGGUAUGCAGCCCAUCUCGCCCGAGGCGCAGCGAUAUGAGAACGCCUUCUAUUCUGCUAUGAACUGGCGGUGCUUGUUUAAAACGAAGGAUGGUCUCAUUGGGAUGGGGCCUAGUUGGUUGGAAUGUGGUGACUGGGUGAUGGUGGUACGCGGUGCCAUUGUUCCCUACGUGUUUAGACAUAUAGAUGAGGAUUUGGAGCUGCAGGUGGAAAGCCUGACAGCGACGCUGGAGGAGUUGGAAACGCGCCUCUUCGAGUGGAAGGCUGAUACCAAGAAGAAACAACAUCGACUAUCUGUUGUCGAUACUGAGAGGGAGAUUGCAUCUUUGAUGCAGAAAAUCGGUGAGCUCCACGCCCAAGUCGGCAGGAAAGAUGCAUGGGUAUUGAUCGGGGAGGCGUAUGUUGAGGGCGUUAUGCGAGGAGAGGCCUUGGAACGUGGAGGAGUUGAUUCUUUCGAGAGGAUUGCCAUUGUAUGA